AUGCCGACAGGCGGAUCCAGCCGUGGAGGCGAGGGGCCUCUCCCGCGCGAGCCCCGGGAGGGGACAGCCAUCCUGGAGGCGUGCCUUCGAGCAGCGCAGGCGCCGCCCCGGGUGCGGUGUCUGAUCUACGAGCGCGCGGUCAAGGAGCUGCCAGGUUCAUACAAGAUAUGGUACGCGUACUUGAAGGAGCGUAUGAACGCUGUCAGCGAUCUCUGCAUCACCGACUCGAAGUACGAGGAAGCGAAUAGCGCAUUCGACCGGGCCCUCGUCUUCUUGCACAAGAUGCCUCGGAUAUGGCGAGGCACGCGGUGA
Prorocentrum cordatum is the source of this 312-nucleotide messenger RNA. Lineage: Eukaryota; Dinophyceae; Prorocentrales; Prorocentraceae. The record is from the annotation of a GenBank genome assembly.